UACCUGGCUUCCCAUCAACCGCCGCUUUUCUACAAAAAAGAUCGCCAAAACCCUUCUCUCUUGUAAACAUUUCUUGGGGAAAAGAUCGCCAAAACGGCAAACCCCUCUUGUGAACAUUUUUUGGGGUGGCCGCCAUAUCUUUGGACUUGACCCUACCCACCUCUGAUCUCCCGCUGCUACGCUAUAAAAACCUCGCCAAAACCCCUCUCUUUUGAACAUUUAUUGGGGUAGCGGCCAUUUCCAUUCGCAACUCUCCCUACGCGGCCCCAAACGGUAUGUCGUUUUGCUCUCCGAGCUUCACUGCCUCACAGGUUUGCAACUUCUGGAACGACACCGCCGCCACCAAUCCGACGUCGCCAUGUGGCCGCAGCCUCACCGUCCAGUUUAGACUCGUUGGACCCAAGCAGAACCCUAAUUCUGACUCCACGAACAAUCCGCUCAAGCUCGUUGCUUUCCACUCACGACGACACUAUUCGCCGCUCAAUAGCCACGGGCGCGGGCUUCGAUGCGCCGGGCAGGAGUCCGCUGCGAAGGCGAUCACGGGGUCGGAGGAGGGGCAGAAUGGUGGUUUAAGAGAGGAGGUUAGGGAUUUUAUUGGUGGUGGCGGCGGCGGAGAAAGUGGUGGAGAUUCGUUUGGAAAUGGUGGUGGCAGCGGUGGUGGUGGUGACGAAGAGGAGGAGAGGGAGUUCGGGCCGAUAUUGAAGUUCGAGGAGGUGAUGAAGGAGACGGAGGCUCGAGGGGUUGAGCUUCCUUUGGAUAUGAUGGAGGCUGCCAAGACCACUGGGAUUCGGCAACUGCUUCUUGAGCGGUACUUGGAUUUGCAGGGGUCGGCUUGGCCACUUGGCUUUUUGAUCAAGUGUUGCUCUAUGCUGCGUAACCGAAUGCUGGCUGAUCCUUCUUUUCUUUUCAAAGUUGGAACAGAGAUAGUCAUAGAUUCUUGUUGUGCAACAUUUGCGGAAGUUCAGAAAAGAGGCAAGAAUUUCUGGUCGGAGUUUGAGUUGUACGCUGCAGAUCUUUUAGUUGGUGUGGUCGUGGACAUUGCUUUGGUUGGUUUGUUAGCACCGUAUGUUCGUUUUGGGAAGCCAUCCACAUCAAGAGGUUUACUUGGACAAGUGCAACGGGCUUGUGCUUCUCUUCCCAGCAGUGUUUUUGAAGCUGAAAGGCCAGGAUGUAAAUUCUCAGUGAAGCAGCGGGUUGCCACAUACUUCUAUAAGGGUGUAUUGUAUGGAUCAGUUGGAUUUGGAUGUGGUCUUAUUGGCCAAGGUAUCGCGAACAUGAUCAUGAAUGCCAAACGGAGUAUAAAGAAAUCGGAAGAGGACAUACCUGUGCCUCCUCUUUUGCAAAGUGCUGCUCUUUGGGGUGUUUUUCUUGCUGUGUCUUCCAACACACGUUACCAAAUCAUAAAUGGACUAGAGCGUUUGGUUGAAGCAUCACCUCUGGCAAAGCAGGUUCCACCUGUUGCAAUGGCUUUUACCGUCGGUGUGCGAUUUGCCAACAAUAUUUAUGGUGGUAUGCAGUUUGUAGAUUGGGCUAAAUGGAGCGGGGUACAAUAGCAGCAUACACACAUCUCUAUUACACCAAUUGCUUUUCAAUUACCAUUAGUUUUUAUUUAUUUUUUAAUAAAUUGCUUUUCAGUUGUCAAAUUAAGGGUAGUUUCUUCAAGUUUGGCAUUAGUUACAAGGAUGAGUGUCUCUGCUUAAAUAAUCAAGCAAUAAAUCAAUCUCUUUUUAUUUUUU
This is a messenger RNA of Corylus avellana, 1736 nucleotides long. RefSeq names its product reticulata-related 1 (gene RER1). Gene Ontology annotation, cellular component: chloroplast inner membrane. Gene Ontology annotation, biological process: plant organ development. NCBI's taxonomy places the organism in Eukaryota, Viridiplantae, Streptophyta, Magnoliopsida, Fagales, Betulaceae. The record is from RefSeq and is a predicted model, not a curated record.